UCGUCGACAACUUUAUGCAGAUAUGAAACUUCUUAAGAUAUCCAUAAGACUCGACCAGCGACUAUUUGUGUCUGGAGGGUGAGGGUUAAAGGUCAUCGCUGGCUUCAGACGCUCCAAUUGAAACACACGUGUUUAAAUUUACGGAGGUACUUGUAUUAUUUAUGAAUCACGAUUGUCUGUCUGACCAAAGACAGUGCCAGUUAAAAGAUUGCUGAAGGUUGCGGAGGUCGUCUCCUAUAGGCCGGCCAUCAAACAUGGCUGCCAUCUAUUCGGGGAUCCACCUGAAGCUUAAGAGUCCAAAAACGCCAUGGACAGACAAGCUGAAGCUGGCCCGCUUCGCCUGGAUCUCUCCGCAGUGCUUCCUCCCAAACAAGGAACAGGUGUUGUUAGAUUGGACAAGUCAUGCCUUGACUGGUUACUAUAGCAAGAAAGUGGAGUUUCCCCAGCAGGUGUUGGAGGGGCUGUGGGCAUACCUGGAUGACAUUCUACACAGCAAGCAGCUGCAGAAGGCCAUCAGUCAGGGGAAGACUCUUAGUCUGCGCUCGACCAUAGCACAGGUGGUCAAUGACAGGAUCCUGGAGUUGGGCUCAUCCCCUUUAAGUGCCUCCACUGUGCUGAGAUGUUGCCAUGGUAUCCUGUCCUCACCUGUGCUGUCCGUCACCUACAGCACCAGGUACGAGCUGCUGGUGGAGCUGCUCGCCAGGCUGUGCGGCCUGGCCUGUGCCAUGCCCAGCCAGGAGCCCGGGGAUCACCAGCGCCCCCAGGUGUUGGAGCUACUCCACCUGGCUCUCGGCAGCUACCUGCUGGUGCAGCGACAGCAGGCCAACCCCAACCGCGUGUUCGCGCAGGUGACCACCCACCUGCUGCAGCCCCUCCUCCUGCUCAGACACUUGCUGACCGCCCAGGUGCACCUGGGCCGGGAGAUCCGGGCCCGAGUGGACGCGGUGCUGCAGUCGGCUCUCUUUCUGCCUGACCACCUGCUCUCCUACAGGGAGGAGCUGCUGCCCAAUAAGGAAGCGGCGGCCUCCUCCCGCGGCCCCGCCCGUAAGGGGGUGCUGACCCCGGUGAGCAGCAUCCUGCAGAGAUUGUCUGAUCCUGGGCUGUGCGACAGGUCGCUGCACUUCGUCGUGCGCUCCACCUCCGUCCCGCUGCUGUACAGGUUUGCCCUGGAUGCUUUCUGCCGCUUCGGAGACAACAAGGACGUCUGCUUCCGCCUGCUGACGCGGCUCAUCACCGCUUUGGACUUCACGGACGACCUGAGCCCCAAGGACAGCUUUGACCCUGCAAACUGGAGCCCGUCGCUGCUUUCUCUGGAAAACCUGCUCAAUCUGGUCCUGAGCGGAGAUGUGUACAACGUGGCGGCGGACAGAAUCCAGCACGGCGAGGCGCAGUUUCACUUCUACAGGAAGGUGGCUCACCUGCUGCUCUACAGGGCGCAGUCGGGGGUACCGGCCUGGUACCGCUGCCUGAAGGCCCUGCUGUCGCUGAACCACCUGGUGCUGGAACCCGACCUGGAUGACCUGGUGUCGUCCGCCUGGGUGGACUGUGACUGCGUGGAGGUGCGCUCGAGGAAGGCCAGGGAGGCUCUGAUCGUGGCCGUGCUCCAGACCUACACCAAGCUGCGGCAGCUCCCCCGCCUCUUUCAGGAGGUUCUGCUGGUGGUGUGCCGCCCGGCGGCCGACGAGCUGAGGCCGCCGAUCCUGACCGCAGCCCUCCAGCGGAGCCUGAGCCAGUGCCUGUUAGAAAGCCCCCCCAGCCAAAGCCUGGAAGUCUGGCGCCUCCUGCUGGAGAAUGUGCAGAGCUACUUGCUGCCGGACCUGGAGGGGAAAGAGGACGUGGCCCUGAAGCUGCUCUCACUGAGCGGGCUCCUGCACGCGGUCCUCUUUAGCAUUAGGACCCUGGACGGUAGCUCGCCCCUCCCCAUCCUGAAGCAAACCCAGAGCCUCAUGGGAGAAACGCUCACGCUCAUAACCCACCUGCUUCGCCUACUCGCCGUCAAGGACACAGAGGCCCCGUGGUUCCAGACUGUCCACCAGGCGGCGCUGUUCCUCAGCUACACCUGGGUGGAGGUGGACACUGUGUUUGAGAUGCACUGCAUCAGGUACAGGAGCGGUCUCGCAGAGACAGGCCCCAGUCUGCUGCCCGGUGUUGGGGGGGAGGAGUGGGAGCAGGUUCUAUCCCUUUCCCAGCACUGUGGCCCCCUCAGCCAGUUCCUCCAGGAGCACCUGACCCUGCAGAGAAUGAAGAAGGCUCUUCUUAAGACCAGCAUCUGUACAGAUGCAGAUAUCCGGGGCGAUCUCUGCCGGGAUGCUCAGCUCAUCGUAGGGGCAGGGAAGGUGUCCUUCCAUGAGGUGUCUGUGUGGGACCGGCAGGUGAGCAGUGUGGAUGACAGAACCUAUCCAGUGGCCCACUGGUUUUUGGUGACCUCAAAUCUGGGUCUGAUGGCUCCAUAUCUCUCUGGAGAUGACAUGUCUCACAUAACCGAUAUUCUGCUGGACUCUCUGUUGCAUGGAGGUGCUCCUGACGGACCAGAGAAGGAAGCAGCUCACCUGUCCGUCGCCCACAUUUCAAAGCAUUUGCUUGAGAGCACGAUGCUUGUCGAGUUAUCCUCACUGUACUCUGUUAUACUCCGGUGUCUCUCCAAAAGGAUUGUGGGAGUCCUGUGUGGUUCUGAGCAGGGUUCCCAGUGUCAGGCGCUGUUAAGUUUUUGUGAAGAGGUGCAAGUCACAAAAGGAGAGGAGGAGGAGGAAGCUGGCUCUGAGGGAGGAGGAAGCCAUUCUGAAGCACAAUCUGCCUGGAGCAAACUGGGCAUCAGGGCUCAGGCAGUCCUACAGUCGGCGAAGGCCGGGGCUAAAGUACCUCUGACUGGGACACAGCUGGAGAGCCUCGCUGGGUUACUGCAGGUCACCAGAACGCUUAACCCGGACGGCAUGAGCCCAGAGGAUCACUCCGAGUGCUUCCUUCUCCUGUUCUUCAUGGCCGUCAGCGUCCAGCCUCAGUGCGACGCGGAACCCUCGGGCAUUAUAGGACUGCUAACCGAAAUCUACCGCCUCAUGACCUCACUGCAGUCGGGAAGUAAUGUGGGGACCGUCCUGAAAGUUGUGCACGGAAGUGAACUCUUAGAAACAUGUUUGUCCUCUGUUUUCUCCUUGAGUGAUUGUCUUGUGCACACUGUGGAUAGUUCAGCAUGGAUGGCCUUCGUUCAGGCUUUUCAGAGCUUCCUCCAGUGCCUGCUUCAGGUGAUCAUUAACAGGAGGAAGAGCUUGCGUCUCAACUUGGAGAAGUUCACCACCUUCGUGGUGGAGGGUGAGGUGGCAGUCAGCAUGCUGUCCGGUCCCGAGCGAGAGGGCAGCCCUGAAGCGGGGAGUCUGGUCUCCCUGCAGCUGCUGUUAGCCUCUCUGACUACGCUAUGCCAGACUAUGACGGCCAACUUGGGCGAGAGCAGCAAGCUGGAUGAAACACUUGUGCAGCUUUCAGAGAGGGCCCUGUGCACCCUGGGACCUGUAGUCCAGCUGUGUCUGAGAGGCCAGGCCUGCGAGCGGCUGGGCCAGGCCUUCUCUGUGGAUGUGGUGACGGUUAUGGUCCAAGUGGAGCUGUCCCAGAUCUCCAGCCGUGCCUCUGAUGGGGACAAACAGAGCGAGCAGGGCCACCUGGCCCAUCGGGACCUCUACAGGAGCUUUGCCCAGCAGGUCCUGAAAGAGCUUUGUUCUGCCCCUCGGCCCAUGGACUUCCUGUUCUCCUCCCUCCACUUCCUGACUGCAUACUACACUGCUGCCACGGCAACCGCGGAGCCCAACCUAAUGGACCUUUACAUCUCAGCUCUGCAGAAUCUGAGAAUGCUGCUUGCAGCCCCCUGGCUGUCUGUGGUGGAACUGCAGGAGCUGCAGACUCCAGUGAAGGAGUUGCUGACCCAGCUGGUGAGCAGGAGCUCGCAAGAGCAGCAGCACGUCCUCAUGGGGACCCUGAAAGAGGGUCUGAGCUCCGCGCUGGUCAGGAACGGCCGGUCUAAGGAUGUCCUCUCAGCUGUGACUCUGACAAAGCUGCUUGCGAGCUGUUCUCUUUCUGAAAGCUGCUACAAGGCCUUCUGGUUCCUGGCGCCUCAGAUUAUAUCUGCCAUUAUCUUUGUAGUGCAGGAGUGCGCGAGGGACGUGGCGUUGGUCGGCGAGUUGGCAGUGCCCGCUGUGGAAGCUCUGACCGUGCUUCUGCGGCGGGGGGAGGGCGUGCUGUCCAACCCCCACCACGUGGGCCUGGCGUUCGGGGCGCUGCAGCUCGUCCCGCUGGAGCUCCCCUCCGCCGAGGUCUACCACUCUGCCUUCCAGGCCGUACACGAGGCGCUGUUCGCCGUGGUGCAGUGCCACCCCCAGGUGAUGCUGAAAGCCACGCCCUCAUUCUUAAACUGUUUCUCCCGGCUGGUGGCGUCCGUCAUGCGGGAGGGGCGACAGAGACCGGAGGGGGAGAGAGGUUCUGAAGCAGAGAGUGAAGUGGUUCUGAAGUGUGCUCUGCUGGUAGAGCGCAUGUACACACACAUCGCUUCUGUUGCUGAGGGCUUCACGGUGCUGUCCUCCUUCAUAGUGGCUCAGUACGUCAGCGAGCUUCAGAAAGUAACGCUGUACCCGGAAAUCAAGAGCCACCUUACAGAGGGCAUUUAUAAGAUCCUGGACCUCUGCGUGGAGCAGGACAUCAAGUUCCUCUCCAGCACACUGCCGCUGGGUGUCCGGGAGGUUUUCAGUGAACUGUACAGCAGCUACACUCACUACCACAAGACCCAGAGGCAAGGAGAGGCUAAGUACACAGCCUAAAGCCCUUUUGCAGCCUCACGCUGCCACGUACUCCGGCUGUGUGCCUCUAAUGAUGUCAUCCUGUGGAAAUCCUGUAUUCAUCUUCAUGUACAUUUCUGAAGGACCACAGGCCUUUGAGAACAGCCUAAACACUGGACAGGUUUCUGUUCAAAUGAGGUUACUCUGAUGCAGGAUGUGAUCUCUCUAUUUUGAGCGAACAAUGUUUGUCACCGUAAUUCCCCGGCUGGAAAUAAAUCACAACAGAUAAUAAAGACAUCUUGAGAUUAUGAUAAUGCAUUCAGAACCAAAAUUAGUCUCUUAAGUGGUUUUACCUACAACUGAGACACAUUAAGAAAUGCAUGUUUCAUGGAGAUGAAUGUAAUUUAAUGUGCUGUACACACAUUCUUUUUGAAACCAUUUAAAUAAUUACAGCUUGCUCGAGUUCAUUCCCAUAUGUAAUUAUAUAUUUACAGAUACAUUUCUUAUGAGAAAUAUAUCCAAGUGUCUUUGGGGAAAGUGUUGUUUGUAACAAAGUAUUUAUGAAUCUUUUUGUACUGGGACAGUGUUUUGGUUGAGCUGAAUUAUUUUGUUGAAGAAUGCUAUUUUAAAUGCCAGUAUCAAUGAUGAGAACCCACAUAAACAUGACCUGUUUGGUGUUUUUUA
Anguilla rostrata (American eel) is the source of this 5441-nucleotide messenger RNA. RefSeq names its product URB2 ribosome biogenesis homolog (gene urb2). The transcript has 10 exons. Gene Ontology annotation, cellular component: nucleolus. NCBI's taxonomy places the organism in Eukaryota, Metazoa, Chordata, Actinopteri, Anguilliformes, Anguillidae. The record is from RefSeq and is a predicted model, not a curated record. The coding region runs from base 255 to 4799 and encodes 1514 amino acids. Gene Ontology annotation, biological process: ribosome biogenesis.